UCUGUAUGAUAAGUACUGCCACAAGUUUCUUGAAGAUUUUGUAACUUUCUGGUUUACAGGGUUUCUGAAGAUGUCUGGACAACGUGUGAGGUUUGUCAAUACGAUACCUCUUCCCAAAGUCGUCAUAAAGGAAGAGAUAUUGAGUGAAGACGAUGAAGAAGUACAUUGCUGCAAGAUAUGUAGCAAGCGCUUCGUGAGUCCGAUGGCGCUCCGAAACCACGCCAUGAUGGAGCACUACGAGGCAUUUGCUACCGGAGACCCGAGCGAAUGGACAGACCCAUUUGGUGGGAAACAACAAGACACCAAGACUACAAAGGGAAAAUUGCAAAAGGUGGAAGACCAAAGUAUUGAAGGAAAGACGAAGGAAUUCCUAUCGUCUAUGGCUGAAGGAAAAAUUACCUCGCUGGCUUCUCCGAAUGUCGACUACAUAAUAAUAAAAGACGGAGACCUAGACAUCGGGGAUAGGAAGAGGAAGAGGCUAGUUAAAGUAGAUAAACCUAUUAAGGAUGUGCCCGCUAAGAGGUCAAAGGAACCGCAGGUUAUAACCGGUCCUUUCGAGUGCGUGGAAAGUGGAUCUUGUCACAGGAUAUUCUUUUCUUGUUGCGAGUACUCCACGCACUAUAGAGACGAACAUACGCGCAGAAGGAAGGGUUUGCGUUGCCAGGUUUGCGAAAAGCCAUUGUCUCCAGAAGGUGAAAGUCCUUUUCCUUAUAUGUGUGAUGUAUGCGGGGUAGGUUUCAACGCUAGCAAAGAGCUAUCGGAGCACGUGAGCGCGGCUCACGUCAAGUUGAGACCAUACCAGUGUGAAGUGUGCCCCAAACGGUUCACGCAGCAAGCUGGUGUCCAACAACACAUGAGGAUGCACACCGGAGACAGACCAUUCUCAUGCACAUAUUGUCCCAAAGCGUUCACACAGAAAUCUGGGCUCGAUCAACAUCUACGGAUACAUACAAAAGUGAAACCUUAUCGUUGCGUGAUAUGUACGAAAGCGUUCUGUCAAUCCAUACAUCUGAAGCAACAUAUGAGAACGCAUACCAACGUAUCUCCCUUCCAAUGUGGAAUAUGUUCCCAAAGGUUCAAGCAAAGCAGUCACCUAAACUAUCAUCUUAGGAACCACAAUCCGGCCAAAAUGACUGAGGAACAGAAAAUCAAGUACGCAGAGCUGAUCGGCAUGAUGGGAAUCAGCAGUGAUGCUAUAGAAGUAGAGGUCACCCCACUAGAAGACCACGAACUCGAAGAAGUUGAAACCGAAGAAACGAUAGUGACCGAAGAGAUAUCAAACGGUAUCAGCCAGGAAGAACAGCAGGCAGCCGAGCAAAGUGUCGAGGUUUGGGACAAAGAUGUUUACGUGCUCAGCGAAGAAGGACAGGAGAAAUGGACUGUGCAACUCGUGGAAUGAUGAUCGUGUUAAUUAGUAAAAGUGCUGUGAAAUUCUGCUAAGAAAACGGACAAGUGAAAUAUGUGACUCGAAGACUUAAUAAUAAGUGAACUGUGCGACACAAAAGACAGAAGUGAAAAGAAGUGAACUUGGACACUGUUAAUGCUGUAAUUUAUGGUAACAAUUUAUUCUUCAUGAUAAGCCUAUUAAUGUCACCACUACUGGGGCACAGGCCUUCCCUAUGGAUGGAAUAGGGAGACUGGGCCGUGACCCACCACACAGGCCCAGUGCGGAUUGAUGGGUGCUAACAACUGCAGAUGCAGCCGGGAAAAUGGCUUAACUCGCCUUCCGA
Messenger RNA from Chilo suppressalis (striped riceborer), 1730 nucleotides. The record is from the annotation of a GenBank genome assembly. NCBI's taxonomy places the organism in Eukaryota, Metazoa, Arthropoda, Insecta, Lepidoptera, Crambidae.